CAAACCAAACUGUUGAGAAACUUGAACAAACAUCAGAGAUGAGAACGAGCUGAAACGACAGAAACAUCUGUACAUGGUCCAGGUCCCAUCUGCUGACCUGGAGGAGGAGGUUAAUGAGCUGGACAGAAACAUCUGUACAUGGUCCAUGUCCCAUCUGCUAACCUGGAGGAGGAGGUUAAUGAGCUGGACAGAAACAUCUGUACAUGGUCCAGGUCCCAUCUGCUAACCUGGAGGAGGAGGUUAAUGAGCUGGACAGAAACAUCUGUACAUGGUCCAUGUCCCAUCUGCUAACCUGGAGGAGGAGGUUAAUGAGCUGGACAGAAACAUCUGUACAUGGUCCAGGUCCCAUCUGCUAACCUGGAGGAGGAGGUUACUGAGCUGGACAGAAACAUCUGUACAUGGUCCAGGUCCCAUCUGCUAACCUGGAGGAGGAGGUUACUGAGCUGGACAGAAACAUCUGUACAUGGUCCAUGUCCCAUCUGCUAACCUGGAGGAGGAGGUUAAUGAGCUGGACAGAAACAUCUGUACAUGGUCCAGGUCCCAUCUGCUAACCUGGAGGAGGAGGUUAAUGAGCUGGACAGAAACAUCUGUACAUGGUCCAUGUCCCAUCUGCUAACCUGGAGGAGGAGGUUAAUGAGCUGGACAGAAACAUCUGUACAUGGUCCAGGUCCCAUCUGCUAACCUGGAGGAGGAGGUUACUGAGCUGGACAGAAACAUCUGUACAUGGUCCAUGUCCCAUCUGCUAACCUGGAGGAGGAGGUUAAUGAGCUGGACAGAAACAUCUGUACAUGGUCCAGGUCCCAUCUGCUAACCUGGAGGAGGAGGUUAAUGAGCUGGACAGAAACAUCUGUACAUGGUCCAGGUCCCAUCUGCUAACCUGGAGGAGGAGGUUAAUGAGCUGGACAGAGACAUCUGUACAUGGUCCAGGUCCCAUCUGCUAACCUGGAGGAGGAGGUUACUGAGACGCCAUCUAUCUUUAUGAUCUCUGCUGAUGUGUCUGCACAGAUGAUUUGUGUCUUUUCACAGGCCGUCACAACAUCACGUGAACACACACACACACUGUCUCACAAUCACACAUACACACACACACACUGUCUCACAAUCACACAUACACACACACACACUGUCUCACACACACACACACUCCGGUUAAUACUCAGAUCCGUUUCUAUUUUCUUCAUCGUUCCCUCCGACCCGGAACUGUUCCGAGAGAGAGGGGGGGUGGGGUGGAGAGGUAUAGAAAUAGACAGAGCCCCCCCCUCUCUCCCUCUCUCCCUCUCUCUCUCUCCCUCUCUCUCUCUCUCUCUCUCCCUCUCCCUCUCUCUCUCUCUCUCCCUCUCUCUCUCUCUCUGCACAGAUCCGGUCACAACAACAGAUCUGAAGCUCAACAUGUCUCUGCAGCCGUCUCCCUGUGUCAUAGACUGUGGGACCGGGUACACGAAGAUUGGUUACGCUGGAAACACAGCGCCGCAGUUCAUCAUGCCGUCAUGCAUCGCCAUCAAAGAGUCGGCCAGCAUCGGAGAACAGGCCCAGAGGAGACUUGUACGAGGAGUGGACGACCUGGACUUCUACAUUGGAGACGAGGCCGUAGACAAACCCAACUAUGAUACAAAGUGGCCGAUCCGUCAUGGGAUGGUGGAAGACUGGGAUCUGAUGGAGAAGUUUAUGGAGCAGGUCAUCUUCAAGUACCUUCGAGCAGAACCUGAGGACCACAGUUUCCUCAUGACAGAGCCUCCUCUCAACACUCCAGAGAACAGAGAGUACCUGGCUGAGAUCAUGUUUGAGACCUUCAACAUACCUGGACUCUACAUCGCUGUACAGGCAGUGCUCGCGUUAGCAGCGUCCUGGACGUCCCGGCAGGUCGGACCGAGGACUCUGACCGGCAUCGUCAUCGACAGCGGAGAUGGAGUCACACACACCAUCCCUGUGGCUGAGGGCUUCGUGAUUGGCAGCUGUAUAAAACAAGUCCCCAUCGCAGGGCGGGACAUUACCUUCUUCAUCCAGCAGCUGCUCAGAGACAGAGAGCUGGGGAUUCCCCCGGAGCAGUCGCUGGAGACCGCCAAGGCCGUCAAGGAGCGGUACUGUUACAUCUGUCCAGACAUUGUGAAGGAGUUCACUAAGUACGACUGUGACCCGGGGAAAUGGAUCAAACAGUUCCAUGGAGUAAAUGCCGUCAGUCGGACCCCCUUCCACAUCGACGUGGGCUACGAACGCUUCCUGGGCCCAGAGAUCUUCUUCCACCCGGAGUUUGCUAACCCAGACUUCAUGCAGCCCAUCUCUGAUGUCGUGGAUGAGGUCAUUCAGAGUUGUCCAAUCGAUGUGAGGAGGCCGCUCUAUAAGAACAUCGUGUUGUCCGGAGGAUCCACCAUGUUCAGAGACUUCGGCCGGCGGCUGCAGAGAGACCUGAAGAGGGUGGUUGAUGCCCGACUGAGACUGAGUGAAGAGCUGAGUGGAGGACGGAUAAAGCCGAAGCCGAUGGAGAUUCAGGUGGUGACACAUCACCUGCAGCGUUACGCCGUCUGGUUUGGAGGCUCCAUGUUGGCAUCCACGCCAGAGUUUUUCCAGGCGUGUCACUCGAAAAAGGACUACGAUGAGAUUGGACCGAGCAUCUGUCGACACAACCCUGUGUUCGGCAUCAUGUCCUGAAGCCGUGUGCUAGCGUGUUAGCCCAUUAGCUCUUAACAGCCUUAUGGCCUUUGAACCUACAGCCAAUUAGCUAGCCAGCCUGUUAGCCUGUUAGCCUGCUGCCCUUGUCACCUGCCAUCUGUUAGACACCAGUCACUGAGCUGUUAGCAUCCCGGUCCCUUGCCCCAUCAUGUUUCAGUCCACUAGGCUACCAGACUGUUAGCAUACUAGCUCAGCCUCAGCAGGCACAUGGAGGUCUGGAGCAGGUGAAGCACACACAGUUAGAAAUCAGGGAAAGCAAAGUUUCCAGUCUUCACUCAGAGCUGACACCAUCUGUUGCAGGUUCAAGUCCAGACUCUGAAACUGUUCCUUCACAAAGUCAAAGAAAGGAUCUGUUUUCAUGUUUCUGACGUAAAGACGUUCGUCUCUUCACUCGUCUCUUGCGUAGAUGUCCUCCAGCUCAGUCCCUGUGUUAGCAUGUUAGCAUGUCAGUGAGGACACUCCAGGUACAUCUGUGACUUUUGAUGGCAGAGCAGCAGAUGUUGUUCUGUUUCCUCACAUACGUCAUAAAGAAGUGUUCUGUUUAACUGAUUUGGUUUAUUUUGAGUAUGAUUAACUUCCAGAAGUGACUUAAUCACAAACUGUUAGUAACUGUGUGUGUGUGUGUGUGUGUGUGUUUGUGUGUGUGUUGAUGAAUCCUAAAUGACUGCAGUCAGUGUGUCAAUAUUCAUAGAAAACAGUGGAACAGGUCAUAACUUCAGUAGCACUGUCAGCAGGAGCGUGGUGCAUUCAGGAAAUACAGAAUGUGUUUUUAUCAUAGGCUGUAUAUAUAAGGUUUUUAUUCAUCAUUACAGCUUCUGUACUUGUGGGAUUUCAUUGUGUCUUUAUUUGAGUUGUUUCAUUACAACAUACAGAUAUUUGUACUUGUACUUGUCAGGACUUACUUUGAAGUUGUUGGUACUUACUCUGGACAUUUGAUGCUUUACUGACUUGGGACUAAUCGUCACUCAGGACUUCACGACUCCAGAUUGUUGGGCUCAGGUAUUUGCACCUGAUAAAUGUGUUGAUCAACACACUGUGAUCAGGUGACUUGUGGUUUGGACAGCCAGCGAGCGUAGAAAGGAGCCGACAGAGAUUUAGCUUUAUGAUGACGUCCACAUGUUAAUGAUCUGUAGAUGGAUACUGAGCAACUGUCAAUAAACACUCCACCUCCAACAUUACAGCUUCCAGGUAGUGACACAAAUAUAACGUAGACAACAAGGAAGUAUUCUGCACCUUUCAUUGGUCAGUGCUCCUCAGGGACAAGUUGACCAGGUGUCCCAGCUCACAGGUACAGGGGACAACGCCAGCAGGAAGGGACGUCCACAGGAACCACAGCGUCACCAUCAGACACUGGACGCCCUUCAGCAGCAGAGCUUCAACUGCAGCUCAUAUGUCUUUACAUAGUUUACCAUAAAUAACAGAAGUUUUGCUAUGAUGUCACUUUACUUUGUGUUUUUAUUGUCAAACGAGUCAGAUGAAGAUUUUCUACCUGGUUCACAUCGUCCUGUGCCUUUUGCUCAGUGUGUGUGUUUGAGAGACAGAGAUAUGGAAUGAUCUAAGUAGUAUUAUAUACUCACAUAAAUGCCACUACUAUACAGUAUGAAACCGAGCAUCUUCCACUCCUGCAAAUAUUUCUAAAUAUAAAACCUUUUUACAACAAAUUGAAAGGAUUCAGUCAACAGAAACUCAGGAGGACUCUCAUUUUGAAACCAGGUCUAGAGUACUCUUUGCUGGGUCAGAUGAGGAGGCGUUGUGUUUGUGUCUGUCUCGCCUCCUGGUCGUCCACUGCUCCUCCUCCUCCCAGCUCCUCCUCCCCUCCACUUCCUGGAGAACUCCUUCUCAUCGCGGCCUGGUCUGGCACUCCUCCUUAUUGACAACAUCUCUGCUUUCUAUUGGCUGGAUCGCUGCGAGGGCGGGGCCAGCUUUGCCAAGCAGGAGGACAA
Molecule: messenger RNA, 4610 nt
Organism: Pleuronectes platessa (European plaice)
Lineage: Eukaryota; Metazoa; Chordata; Actinopteri; Pleuronectiformes; Pleuronectidae
Product: actin-related protein 3B
Exons: 12
Coding region: 919-2646 (575 amino acids)
Cellular component (GO): actin cortical patch
Molecular function (GO): actin filament binding
Source: RefSeq, a predicted model, not a curated record